CACCCUGGCACGGCCCCCCACCCCUCCAUCUCCCCACUCCGCUGCGUUUCAACUCCUGCUACAACACGCAGGGGUGCAAUCGCAGGGCAACACAGGCGCACACAGACGCACCCACGACUCACGCGCACACAUCCGCGCGUUGCCACAGCCUCCAGCAUGCAGCAGCGCAGCGAGCACCAACUCCGCGCGUAGGAGGCGAGAGAGAGAGAGAGAGGAUUGUGAGAAGUGCUUUUUGUUCCUCUUCUUGUUAUGCUAUAAACUCAGUUUGCGUCUACGUAGAUUUGAAUGCGCGUCAAGGAGCGUGCCGCUUGUGGAGCACGCCACGGUCGUGCGAAGUUGUGAGUAAUGUAGCCGACUUUUGUUUAAAAAGAGUUCUGCUUCUACGGACCAACCAACCAUCACCACCGCCAGCAGCAGCAUCAACGACCGUGCCACGCUCGAGAACAAGACGAUCUCCGUGGAUCUCCUCCCCCGUGUGCUCCAUCAAGGAGCCCGCUCGCUCGCACCAACAUCACCGGCGGUGCAGGGCCAUGCCGUGCUGGAGGAGGCGGGCGUGCAGGCUGCCUGCCUGGGCUGCCCUCUGCUACCUGACGUUGACGCUGCUGCUGCUACUGCUGUGCCCGCACAGGGCGCAGUGCCAUGUCGACAACUGCAACUGGAAGGGCAGCGGCCUCACCGACACUCUCAUCGCUCCGGGCACGGCGAGCAUCGUGCAGCUGUCGCUGCACUGCGCGCAGGGCUCGCUCGAGUGGCUCUACCCGAGCGGUGCCCUGCGAGUGCUGCUGCACGCGCCGGCGGGGAUGGCGCGGGGCGGGCGCCUCGUCGUGUGCCUCAAGCCCCUGCCGGGCUCGCACGGCGCGAACGUGUACGUGGAGCGGCCCGGCGAGCUGCAGCUGGCGGUGGACGAGGCGUCGGGCGGCUCUGACCGCGUGUACUGCGUGCCCGCGGGCCACGGCGAGCGCGACGACGGAGGGGCCGCCACGGCGCUCUUCAUCCAGGCGGUGCCGCAGACCGACAUCAGCCGCAAGGUGACGGCGCUGCGCUACGAGCUGCGGCCCGAGGGAGCCCAGGUGGUCGUGCCGGGCCGGGACGCGGGCGACCCCGACGAUGCCUGCAGACCCUGCAGCGAUGCGGAAAUGCUGAUGGCUGCCUGCGUCAGUGACUUUGUGGCAAAGGGUGAAAUCACGUCUGUGUCACACGACAAGGGAGAAGGCCAGUCCAUCGUCAGAGUCUCCGUCGUCAAAGUAUUCCAGCAAAAAGAGGAGAUUUUUCAGCAGCAAAGGACUGCGGGGGAUGGGGCGAGAACUCUGGGAGAGCAGCAGAGGACUCUGGGAGACGAGCCGAGGAUGCUGGGGGAGGUGCGGACGCCGCUUUGGUGCGGUGUGAAGCACGGCGAAGGCACGUUCCUCUUCACCGGAGGGCUGCACUUUGGUCAGGCGUGGCUUGGCUGCGCGCCCUGGUACGAAGGGUUCAGGAGGGCAUACGAGCAGGCACGAUCCACCGGAGACAAUCCCUGCGAGCUGCAGCUCGACUGAAGGUGGCCGUUCAGGCGGAAGAGACUCUUGGUCGCUCCGGUUGGAGAAUGGAGGACUGUGACGCGUGUGCCCGCCACCACGAUGGACAGAAACGUGCUUCUCUCUGACGUGUCGUGGGGUCGUGCCGGGCGCGUGGUGUCGUUGUUGUUGUUCAGCACGAUUCCUCACGUUUCACUGCACGUGCCCGGGAGCUUCGAGAGGACUGAUGCGGGGUUUUUUCCCCGGCAGGUGUGGCGUGCUCCCAGCACGUGGAGGGAAAUGCCGCACGUCGUGCCUAACAAAUGCAUGUGGGGGGGGGGGGGGGGGAGGGGAGAGAUGGUACCGCCAAACCGCAAAAACCUACGUCGCCGUUUUGUUCCCCGUUUCCGUUCUUCCGCUGACUUCAGACUAAUCACAGCUACCGCUUCCGCUGCCUGUUUUACUGCCAAAAGUUAUCAGCUAAGAAAACACAACUCUGCAUAGUUGGUGCGAUCAUUUACUAUGGAGAAAACUGCAGUGCAAUUACUUGGUUUUAAGUGGGAAGCUUUUUUUAAAGAAUAAUAAUUAACGGACAUAAAAGUGUCGAUUCAUAUUUUGUGCAAGAUCUAAUUUAAACAUGUUUUAGGUCCUGUUCAUCAGCGGAAUUGUCGAGAAAUGGUACAGAACCGUAGCUUUUGCCUGCAACACUUAAAUUAUUUCUUAAUAAAUAAGGAUAGGUGAGAAGCUGAGUCAUUCAUUGAUUCAGGAAGUUUAAAAUCUAUGAGGUCCUGUGCUCUGGAAUCAUUUUAAUUGCACAUUUUAACUAGCUUCUGUUUUUCCACAAUGACAAAAACUAACCAUUCCUCCUGAAUAAAGAAUUUGUCUUUUAAAAAAAAAAUUCAGCUGCAAAUAAAGCAUUGAUUGCCUCUUUGGUAUUAAAAACAUACAUUCACCUGAUAUCUUUUUACAUUUUGGCAAAUCACUCGCGAAUUUUACUGUUGUGCUAAACGAAGCAUUCAAAAGAAAGUAUUUAUAUUGAAAAAUGUGAUGAUGGGGGAGCAAAGGGGGAAAAGUUAAAAUAUCAUAUAUAUAAUUGCAUUAAACGUCUCGCGUGAAAAACAAUGCUUUUUUAAGUACAAAUUAAAGUGCAGAACACAACCCAAUACACUUUGUUAAAACCACUGCCAGUGUUUGGUACGUACUACAUCUGCUCGUUUUAUUCUUUGUAGUAGAGUUUCAACUUAAUUGGCUGCAUUGGCCGAUGCAAUACAGAGCGGGCUUGAAUGUAAUGGAAGAUCUUUAUCAGCACUUUUAUAUACUGCAUUGUUUUUGCUGCAGCGUCUCUUCUCCACGAACAGACAACAACAACAACAACGCAGCUACGUCGCCCUCCUGCUAUUUCAGAGUGAAGAGAUGAAUAAACCCUCCCAACAACCAGCUCGGUGUAAUAAUUACUCGUGGUACUGCCAAAACUAAACAUAAAUCGCAAGUUAAUUGUUGAAAGUGACGUUUUUUUUCUUGCUUCAUUUUUUACAAAUUUGGAGCUUUUAUAUUGUUGGCGUUUUUGGCCGAUGGCAUUGAGAGUGUGAAUGUUGUACAUAGUGUGUGGGCUUAGCGUGUACAUGGAGAUGCAAGUGUUGCCUGUCGAUACAAGCUGGUGGGAAUCGUGUGGUUCACUGGCAGAAUAGCAAUUAGCAAACGCGGUGCUCUCUGCUUCCAGAUUUUCAAUUAAAGAAACUUUUCUUUCA
Messenger RNA from Lethenteron reissneri (Far Eastern brook lamprey), 3241 nucleotides. Its product is annotated as meteorin-like protein. The record is from RefSeq and is a predicted model, not a curated record. Gene Ontology annotation, molecular function: hormone activity. NCBI's taxonomy places the organism in Eukaryota, Metazoa, Chordata, Hyperoartia, Petromyzontiformes, Petromyzontidae.